This is a messenger RNA of Penicillium canariense, 1215 nucleotides long. RefSeq names its product cytoskeletal adaptor protein SagA (gene end3). Bases 1 to 1215 code for a protein of 404 amino acids. The record is from RefSeq and is a predicted model, not a curated record. Gene Ontology annotation, cellular component: plasma membrane; mating projection tip; cytoplasm. Gene Ontology annotation, molecular function: calcium ion binding; protein binding. Gene Ontology annotation, biological process: actin cortical patch assembly; endosomal transport; actin filament organization. The transcript is spliced from 3 exons. NCBI's taxonomy places the organism in Eukaryota, Fungi, Ascomycota, Eurotiomycetes, Eurotiales, Aspergillaceae.
AUGUCCAACAAGAAGAUUGAGCAAUGGGAGAUUGAGCGGUACUGGGAGAUCUUCUCCUCGCUCUCAAAUGGCCAGACACGACUGAACAGUUCGCAGGCUGCCUCGGUGCUGCGCAACAGUCACCUGCGCGAUGAUCAGCUAGAGAAGGUCUGGGACAUUGCGGAUGUCGACGGGGAUGGCGAGCUGGACUUCGAGGAAUUCUGCGUCGCAAUGCGCCUAGUGUUCGACCUCGUCAAUGGCGAGCUCCAAGAAGUCCCGCCCGUUCUGCCAGACUGGCUAGUCCCGGAAUCCAAACUGCACCUUGUCCAGGCCACACGGGCAUUAAGUCAACCGGAACAAUUUGAACGGAUAGAGGACGAGGACGACUCCCUGGGUUUGAAGGAUGGGUUCGACUGGUACAUGAAGCCCGCCGACAGGUCGAAGUACGAAGAGAUCUACAACUCCAGCCGGACCCAUCGGGGCGACAUUACCUUUGAAUCGCUACAACCACUCUGCGAGUCGCUCGAUGUGCCCGAUACCGAUAUUCGCUCGGCGUGGAACCUAGUCAACCCCUCCGCAUCUCAAGCCAUCAAUAAAGACGCCACCCUCGCAUUCCUCCACAUGCUCAACUACCGGCACGAGGGCUUCCGCAUCCCACGAACCAUUCCCGCUUCGCUGCGAUCCUCCUUCGAAAGCAACCAGAUCGACUACCAGAUUGAUAACCACGCUCGCCCUGCACAGCGCUGGGGCGCGGACGGCAACCAGGAGACAAGAACCGGCCGCAAGGCCAAGUUCGGCGAUACCUAUCUGAGCCGACUGGGUGUGGGUGGCAAGGGAUCGUACCAGCCUAAAGGCACGGACUUCAGCGAUACAAUCCAAGAUGAGGAGUGGGAGAAGGUCCGUCUGCGCCGGGAGCUUGCCGAGAUGGAGGCCAAGUUGCAAUCUGCGAGCCAGGCGUCCGAGACCCGGCGCGAUCGGCCGCGCCACGAUGGCCGGCCGAACUGGGUCUUGGCCAAAAAAGAGGCGCUCCAGCUGUUGGAGUACAAGGAGCGAGAGCUUCGGGAGCUCCGGGAAGGUGUGGGCCGAUCUAAGGAUGGUCAGGACUUGGAACGGGCAAGGGAGGAUGUGAAGACCGUCGGCGACCAGGUUGAUGGCUUGAAGAGCCAUCUGGCUCAGCGGCAGGGGAUUCUGGCAGACUUGCGCCACGAAAUUGAGGAAGAGAGGGCUCGACGCUGA